Molecule: messenger RNA, 909 nt
Organism: Melozone crissalis (California towhee)
Lineage: Eukaryota; Metazoa; Chordata; Aves; Passeriformes; Passerellidae
Gene: SWI5
Product: SWI5 homologous recombination repair protein
Exons: 4
Coding region: 1-381 (126 amino acids)
Biological process (GO): double-strand break repair via homologous recombination
Cellular component (GO): Swi5-Sfr1 complex; Swi5-Swi2 complex
Source: RefSeq, a predicted model, not a curated record
AUGCCCUUUGCUUUAGCAGGGUCUCGGUUGGCGGCCGGCGGAGCGGCGGGGCCGCGUUCAGGGCACCGAGUUCCUGCUGUGUGUCUCUGUGUCUUACAGAUCCCCUCUCCCAAGUCCCUCCAGCCUAACGGAGCCAGUGAAGAAGCCCUGCGGUGUGAAAUCAAAGAGCUGAAACAGAAAGACCUCGCUCUAGACCAGGAAAUUGCACAGUUAUUGUCAGAGGGCUACAGCCUGGAGGAACUGGACAAGCACAUCUCUCUGCUCCAUGAGUACAAUGAAAUCAAAGAUGCUGGGCAGAUGCUCCUGGGCAAGCUAGCUGUUAUCCGAGGGGUCACUACAAAACAGCUCUAUCCUGAGUAUGACCUGGAGCUCAGUGACUAGUGCUGAACCUGGAGAGUGCCAUGUCCUGCAGAAGUGGCUGUCACUGGGCCAUUACACAGUGGUUCAUCCUGGUUUAGGAGAGACAGAAGGUGGAAAAGGAAUUCUGGAAAAGGGAUGUAGGAUUUUAGAUAAUUUCAUGUACUACCUGAUCAACAGGUUUUUUUUUUUUUUGAAAGGUUGUAGUUCAGGUUGAUGUUGAGGCUCUUCCAUGGAGCCUCUGAUUCCCUGCAGUAUCCAGGGGCUGUUUGGUUACUGAAUGGAUAGAGGAAGUGAGGACAUACACAUGUGCAAUGUAAUAGCUGCUUUGAAAGGAAAACCCUCAGAAGAAAGGAGGGAAGAAGGCAGAAAUUGUGGUGGUUUGGGGGUUUAUUUUGUUUUAUCAACAAAUCCAGACAAGUCUGGGUGUUCUGAAUUUUUGUACUUACCUGCUCUGGUAUCUGGAGGUUUUGUAUCAUUUCUGUAGUAAAUGGCAAAAUGUAAAGUUGUGUUGAACUGUUCACUCUGAAUAAAGCAGCCUUCACAUCUGGC